This is a messenger RNA of Nicotiana tabacum (common tobacco), 5565 nucleotides long. Lineage: Eukaryota; Viridiplantae; Streptophyta; Magnoliopsida; Solanales; Solanaceae. The record is from RefSeq and is a predicted model, not a curated record.
CCACAUUAUGAAAAGGUUGCAAAACUCUUCAAUGGGGCAGAUGCUAGUCAUCCAGGAAUCAUAUUAAUGUCAAGGGUAGACUGUGCAUUGACGGGGGAGGGGCUCGAUACUAUAAAGCAGCGAUGGGACACGUGGGAAGUUCAAAUCAGCCUAACCGUAUAAAGGCAUGUGACCGGGCACGUGACAUCUCAAUCUUUACUAAUAAGACCAACCAGUUUUAUAACACAAAGAAAGUGGGCUCAGAUUCAUUGGCCCAAAUAAUCUCUGAAGAAAGGGCCUUUAAAAAGCCCAUGUCAAAUCACAGAACAGACCCUUUUAAUGAGGAGAUAAAGGCCCUGCAGUUUGACUAUUCAGUGGGAAAACAAAUAACAACUGUGACGGAGGAACUCAAGGAAAACAUUUACAAUGACAGUUCAGAGGAAGAAAAAGAAAAGAAGGAAGAAGACGAAGAAGAAGGAAAACAACAAGAAGAUUUGAUUGAGGAUAAUGCCUUGAUAAUUAUUGCUGAGAAUGAAAGGAAAGAAGAUGAUCAACAGGAAUUCAAUAACAUGCACAUACAGACAGCAGAAACAGAUGGGUAUGUGGAUUGGGCAAUUGAAGAAGUCGAGCCUUUAAACCAUCACAACUUAGAGUCAGAAGAAGACCUGGAAUUAGAAACAUCAAUAUGGGUGCAUCAGAACAUCAUCAAGUUGAGCAAAGAAUUUGGGGUGGAAUUUAGUGGGUGCGAGAGAGAAGCCUUAGAAUUGUUUAUGAAAAUUGAUAGUAGAAGACAAACAAACAAAGGGGGAGAAGUGUCUAUGGUAUGCCAAACACCUAAGAAAAAAGGAUUCAAAGAGCUGAAGGGAUUGGAUAUUGGAAGUAAUUUCAAGAGUAAUGGAACUAGAAGCAGGGGGUAGUUUUAUUAGUCAUAAUCAAUGAUAGUGAAUAUAUUAUCAUGGAAUGUGAGGGGACUGAAUAGAGUUAGGAAAAUAAGGGCAAUUAAAAGUCAGUUGAUAAGUUGGAAGGCAGGGAUUGUUUGUUUACAAGAAUCCAAAAUAGAAGGGGAUAUUAGGGAACUAGUCAGAGAGAUAUGGGACAGUAGAUGGGUAAAUUUUGAACAACCGGAGGCUAGUGGGACCAGGGGGUAUUGUAGUAAUGUGGGAUGGAAGAAUAUGGAAGGGGGAAGUUUGUUGUACUGGAGCUCACACAAUUACUUGUAAAUUCUCAAGUAAGAUUCAGGAAUAUACAUGGCAUCUUUCAGCUAUGUAUGCUCCUAAUGACAGGAGAAAGAGGGAGGAAGUUUGGUGGGAAUUGGCAGGGGCAAGAGGGCUAUUCAAUGGACCAUGGGUGGUAUGUGAGGACUUCAAUGCUGUGAGGUACCCAUCAGAGAAGAAGAACUGUUCCAGAAUCACAAGAGCAAUGAUGGAAUUCUCAAGCUUUAUUGAAGAUAUGGAAUUGGUAGACUUACAAUUAGCAGGAGGUGAUUACACCUGGAGGAAAGGGGACAAACAUGUAAUAGCAGCUAGAUUGGAUAGAUUUCUGAUCUCAGUUGAAUGGAAUGAAAACUUUAGGAACAUAAAACAACAAUUGAUGCUGAGAGUUACAUCAGAUCACUCACCAUUAAUGCUUCAAUGUGGUAGCUGGGAACCGGUAAAGUCAUAUUUCAAGUUUGAGAAUUGGUGGUUGCAGACUGAAGGCUUCAAAGACAGAGUUGAAGAUUGCUGGAAAUCUUUCAUCUGUGAAGGAAGGCCAGACUAUAUACUAGCCUUUAAACUCAAAGCUCUAAAGGCAAAGCUCAAGGAAUGGAGCAAAACUAUGCAAGGCAAUUUAGCAUUAAGGAAGGCAAGUGUUCUCAAUCAACAACCGGUAAAGUCAUAUUUCAAGUUUGAGAAUUGGUGGUUGCAGACUGAAGGCUUCAAAGACAGAGUUGAAGAUUGCUGGAAAUCUUUCAUCUGUGAAGGAAGGCCAGACUAUAUACUAGCCUUUAAACUCAAAGCUCUAAAGGCAAAGCUCAAGGAAUGGAGCAAAACUAUGCAAGGCAAUUUAGCAUUAAGGAAGGCAAGUGUUCUCAAUCAACAACCGGUAAAGUCAUAUUUCAAGUUUGAGAAUUGGUGGUUGCAGACUGAAGGCUUCAAAGACAGAGUUGAAGAUUGCUGGAAAUCUUUCAUCUGUGAAGGAAGGCCAGACUAUAUACUAGCCUUUAAACUCAAAGCUCUAAAGGCAAAGCUCAAGGAAUGGAGCAAAACUAUGCAAGGCAAUUUAGCAUUAAGGAAGGCAAGUGUUCUCAAUCAACUUGCAGAACUGGAAGAAGUACAUGAACAAAUGAGCUUGACUGAGGAGGAAAUUUACACAAAAACAUCUUUGUCCAUGGAGUUUGAGGAGAUUCAAGAAGAAAUAGCAUGGAGACAGAGAUCAAGGGCUCUUUGGUUGAAAGAGGGAGAUAGGAACACCAAGUAUUUCCAUAGAACAGCCAAUGCACACAAGAGAUAUAAUAACAUUGAUCAAUUGACAGUGGAAGGGGAAACCUUACAGUGUCCUGAAGACAUCAAGAGAGAGAUAAUCAGAUUCUACAAGAAGCUGUACACAGAAGAAGAAGACUGAAGGCCAACAGGUUCCAUCAGAAACAACCAAAUGAUCACUAUAGAAGAAAACUUAAUGCUGCAGAGUCCAUUUGGAGAACAGAAAAUAUGGGACAGUGUUAAGGUAUGUGCAGGUGACAAAGCACAAGGACUUGAUGGAUUUUCAAUGGCAUUCUUCAAUAAAUGCUGGGAUGUGGUUAAAAAUGAUGUGGUAGCAACAGUCCAGAACUUUUAUGAUCAAGGAAUCUUUGAAAAAAGCAUGAAUGCCACAUUUGUGGCUUUGAUUCCUAAGAAGGUAGGGGCCAAAGAAUUAAGAAAUUUCAGGCCAGCAUAUACAAGAUUAUUUCCAAGCUAUUGACUGAGUGACUCAAAAAGGUGGUUAACAAAUUGGUGGAUCAUCAACAAAUGGCCUUCAUUAGAGGCAGACAGAUCAUGGAUGCUGUGAUAAUAGCCAAUGAAUGUAUAGACACAAGGAAGAUAAGCAAAGAGCCUGAGAUUCUAUGUAAGCUGGAUAUUGAGAAAGCAUAUGACCAUUUGAAUUGGAAAUACCUUUUGGAUACUCUGAGGAGGAUGGGCUUUGGGGGAAGAUGGAUUAGCUGGAUUAGAUAUUGCAUUUCCACUGUAAGUUUCUCAGUGCUUAUCAAUGGAGAGCCAGUUGGAUUUUUCACUUCAUAGAGGGGGCUGAGACAAGAUGAUCCCCUCUCCCCUUUUUUAUUCAUAAUUGCUAUGGAAGGGCUAAAUGACAUGGUGAAAGUAGCUUAGACAAAUAACUGGAUAAGGGGCUUUAAAGUGAGUAAUAGGGCUGAUAGCAACAUGAGGAUUUCACACCUACAGUAUGCUGAUGACACCUUGGUUUUUUGUGAAGCUGAAAGAGAACAAGUGAAAGUGCUGAGGGUGAUUUUGAUUCUUUUUGAAGCUAUUUCUGGGAUGCACAUCAACUGGCAUAAAAGUUUCAUUUACUCAUUCAAUGAGGUUAUGCAUCUACAAAGUCUGGUUAAUAUACUUGGUGGGAAGGUAGGGGAAUUACCUACUGUAUAUCUGUGGAUGCCAUUGGGAGCUAAGAGCAAAUCAAAAGAUAUUUGGAACAGUGUGCUGGAGAAAUGUGAAAAGAAGCUAGCAAAUUCGAAGAAUCAAUAUCUAUCUAUGGGGGUAGAUUGAUUCUGAUUAAUUCUGUGCUUGAUGCCAUACCUACUUAUAUGAUGUCUUUAUUUCCAAUUCUAGUCAAUGUAUUGAAAAGAAUUGAUAUUCUAAGAAGAAACUUUCUAUGGGAAGGUAACAAUGAGAAAAAGAAAAUCCACUUGGUUAAAUGGGGAAACCUGACUACAAGCAAGAAGGCAGGGGGACUGGGAAUAAAAAAUUUAAAAGUACAGAACCAGAGCCUGAUGAUGAAGUGGCUGUGGAAAUUUGCAGCAGAUGAACAAACAUUGUGGACAGGGGUUAUUAGGGAGAAAUAUGGAAAGGAAGGAAAUUGGACAUCCAAGGCAGUGAGAAGUCCAUAUGGAGUCAGUUUGUGGAGAUCAAUCAGGAAUCUAUGGCCAAAAGUGAUCAACAAAGCAAAGUUCAAAGUAGGAAAUGGUAGGAAGAUCUCUCUGUAGGAAGACAAUUGGCUAGGUCAAAGGAACCUUGAAGGGGCUAUUUCCUGACAUACAUGCUUUGAAUUAGCAACCGCAAGCAACAAUAGAAGAGGUUUAGGUCAGGGCUGGAAUCUCACUUUCAGAAGAAUGCUAAAUGAUUGGGAAAUUGACAGAAUUAUCCAGUUUCAUAAUACUUUGGAGCAGUUCAGUGGUACCAACUCUAAUCAAGAUCUUAUUAUAUGGCAAAGGAACAGGCAGGGAAAGUUUUCAAUUAGGGAAGCUUACAGGGAAUUCAACUUGUCCAACAAUCAGGUAGGCUGCUGGCCUUGGAAGAUGAUAUGGAAAGUUAAAAUUCCAUACAAGGUUGCUUGUUUUACAUGGCUAUUGGCAAAAGAAGCAGUGUUAACACAAGACAACCUAACCAAAAGAGGAUUCCAAUUGUGUUCUAAAAGUUAUUUAUGUGGAGAGAGGGCAAAGACAAUUAGCCAUCUUUUUUUGCAUUGCAAAUUCACUAUACAGAUAUGGAGAAUCUUCAUCAGCUUAAGGGGAAUUUCAUGGGCAAUGCCGGGAAGAAUCCUUGAUAUUCUAGCAUGCUGGAGUAAAGAGGGCACACUUUCUAGAGAUAAAAAGAGAUGGAGAACCGUCCCAACCUGCAUAUGGUGGAUAAUUUGGGAAGAAAGGAAUCAAAAAUGCUUUGAAGACAAGUUCAGUAACAUCCAGAAGAUAAAGAUGAAAUGUUUAGCUCUUUUUUAUUUUUGGUGUAAAAGAAAGCUUUUGGAGGAUCAUGAAUCCAUUUAAGAUGUUUUAGAAUCCUUGUGAGAAGACCAAGGAUUACAAGUUGUCUGUAUUUUUGUUUGAUCACUUUCCUUUGUAAUUAUGGGUGACUUCACAAUUUUAGUGAAGUCUUUAUAUUAAUAUACAAAUAUGUUACCUUCUCAAAAAAAAAUUAUAAUAUGGAAGUUACUUUGAGGGUCAUAGCCUCUAUGUAUGCAUCUCUCUCUGAGAGGACCGGGCCCCAAUCUCUAUGUCUGCGUCUUUCUCUGAGAGGACCGGGCCCCACCCUCCAGGAAGAAGAGAUGUGGGUCAGUUUGCAAAGACAAAUGACAAGACAAUUUGAAGCUAUUUCGGUGGUGGUGUAGUUUUCCAAAUGAGUAAUAUCUUUUGCCACAAGAUACAAGUUUAAUCAGUCGCUCCUUGUUUUUAAUAAGUUAAUCAGCAUUUUUAUGCUCUUUCCAUUUGAAUUGGGUAGCAUGGACUCAGUCAAUAUUGCUUUGAUUGGGAUUCUUGCUUUUCAAUCAUUUUACAUUGCCUUACUUUUUCACCUGUAGUGAAUUUUUAAUGGGUUUACCACUUGCUACCUCCUAUUAAUGCAGACACUUUUUCUUUAUUAUUUCUUUCUCUUGUUAUUAGCCUUUUCUUUUUUCACUCUGUUA